UGAUUUGGAAAUAACGAUCUAAAAGAUAUGACUGUAAAAUAUCAAAAAAUGAGUAGCGCCGACGUUUAUAAAGGAGGCCUUUGUCUAUACCCUAUCGUAGGCCUGAGAGAUGUCAAGAAAAGCAGUAAAACAAUAUUGUUUAUUCUGAUAGUUGCUUUCUGUACACAAUGUUAUCCUGUUCAUCUGCUCUAUGAUAGUGUUGCUGACGAAAUCCAAAUUGAUGGUGUGGUACGAUGUAGCUGUUGCAUGAUAAAAAGUUUCGGGGAAAUCAGUUCCCUCGGAAAAAGGAAGAAAACAUGUUGGUGUUCGCAAGUACUCCGCUCAUUUCAUACCAGUCCACCAAUUGCAUCUCCCAACGAACUCGAGUAUUUGGAAAACGAAGGUUCUGUUGUCCGAAAAGGUUUGGCGAAAAAAAUUUGCAUUAUUUGUUCAAAGUGCCAAGUCAAAAACAAUGCCGUGGUUUCAAACAAGAACACAGAAGGAUGUGAAGUCAAUCUAAGGCUUCGUGAUACCAUGAGGUGUAUGGGCAAUUUGAAAUUUCCUCCACCUUGGACAAAAUUUUUAUUUUACCUGAACAUUAUUUUACCAUCUGUAGAAAAGAUUACAGAACAGUGAAUGAUAAAGGCUGUGCAAGAAUCUGUUUCAUUGAACCACAAUGAUAGUGAUAUCACUGCAGCUUUCGAUGGAGCAUGGUACAAACAGGGCCUCACAUCUUAGGACAGUGUUAUCACUGCCACCUCAUUAAAGACAGUCCCUUUAUUCCCUGCCCUUAUACAUUUAAAAAGGCGUUCAUUGCAAAAGAUGCAGAUUUUGGCAACGACUUUUUAAAAGUUGAUGCUCACUGUAAAGAAUGUGAUUCAUCAGCCAUAGGAACAAUGACAGAACCACCAUUGGAAGGGGAGAGUUCAGUAAUGAUUUGGCGAGCUGUUGAUACACGGGGCGUUUCACGUUCAAAAAACGACCUAUUGCUGCGCUGA
Messenger RNA from Gryllus bimaculatus (two-spotted cricket), 977 nucleotides. The record is from the annotation of a GenBank genome assembly. Lineage: Eukaryota; Metazoa; Arthropoda; Insecta; Orthoptera; Gryllidae.